CUCUCAUUCAAAAUCCAGAAUCCAACUGGUGCACGAUGAAAUUUCAUUUCGGUCUGGCUCAGGAGGGCAUGUAGUGUUUUUCUCGUUUAUUUUUUUCUAAAGUGAACUAUGACACAAUACACUCACAAGCUGGCUCGGCCUGGCAGACAACUUUUCGUCACCGGUAAACCCGAAUACCUUGGUCAAUUCCUAGCCUCCUUAGCGGUCUCAUUGGGACCCCUAGCGUCUGGACUGGGAAAAGGAUAUAGUUCUCCGGCUAUAGCCUCGCUGCAACAACGCGAUGCCAAAGCUUUCGAUGUGAACGGCCAGCAAGCUUCGUGGCUAGCCUCAUUAAGUCUUCUGGGCGCCCUUUUUGGGGCACCGCUUGGCGGUUUUGCAGUGAAAUGGGGAAGGAGGAGAACUUUACUUAUGGCUGGAAUACCAUUGUCACUAUGCUGGAUUCUGACGGUUUUUGCUGUUAGUGUAGAGAUUAUGUGCGUCGCAGCUUUCACCAGCGGCUUCCUAGUAGCUAUCGUCCAACUAGCAGCCCAAGUGUAUGUAAGUGAAAUUGCAGCCCCUUCAAUCAGAGGUGGGUUGAGCGCCCUUUUGAAGAUCUCGGGCCACGCUGGAGUCCUCGUGGCAUUCGCUGCUGGAGCUUUUCUAGACUGGCGUCAAUUGGCUGGACUAAUAUCGUUUGCUCCUGCCGCCAUGUGUUUGGCAAUGCUUAGAAUACCUGAAAGUCCCGGCUGGUUGGUAUUAAAAGGUUAUGACAGCGAAGCUGAAAAAGCACUGCGAUGGCUCCGAGGUGAGAACGCUGAUUUACAAUUGGAGUUAUCCAUACUUCAAGCUCAUAUUAUGUCCAAAAGGAUUCCUAGUAAUCCUAAAUUAUUGUUGCAAACUCUUAGAACUCCAGCUUUGAUAGCUUGCGGCCUUAUGUUUUUUCAACGCUUCUCUGGAGCUCAUGCCUUCAAUUUUUACGUAGUAAGCGUUUUUAAAGAAACUUUCGGUGGUACUAACCCCCACGGUGCUGCUGUGGCUGUGGCUGUUGUCCAACUAUUGUCCUCGCUUCUUUCUGGUUUGCUUGUGGAUAGCGCUGGAAGGUUGCCCUUAUUGGUAGCUUCUAGUGUUCUAAUGUCUUUAGCAUUAGCCUCCUUUGGCUCCUUUGCAUAUUACGAAGAAGCUAAUCCGAAAUCUGUACCCAAUUUAGAUUGGAUUCCAUUACUAUGCGUUUUAGUUUUUACAGUGGCCUUUUCUUUGGGUAUAAGUCCGAUAUCGUGGUUGUUAGUAAGUGAACUUUUUUCCCUAGAACAUCGUGGUCUAGGUACAGCCCUGGCCACAUGUUUCAGCUACUUGUGCGCAUUUGUAGGGGUCAAAACUUUUAUAGAUUUUCAAGAAUGGUUAGGAUUGUACGGGGCGUUUUGGUUGUACGCUUUUGUAGCAGUAUGCGGCCUAUGUUUCGUCGUUUGUUGCGUACCGGAGACAAAAGGUAGAGAUUUGACAGAAAUCGAUACUGAAAGCUGACCAAAUCCUACGAAACAGUUACGGAAAGUAUCUGUCAAUGUUGUUGAAAGAUACUGCUAGUGUAACUGUUUCCUGUAACAUUUGACAAUAAUAAUAAUUUUGUAAUUUUGGAUCAAAAUCAAAGUAGGACAUACACCAUAUACAAUAAACUCUAUGCCAAGUAAUUGGCAACGUAAUGCUAGAAAAAUGGGGUCUUUUGUAUCGUAUUCCUUAGAUUUCUUUUUGUAUGUUAUCCUAUUAGAUGGCUUAGAUGAGAAACAUCGUGUAUUAAUAUAGGUUUUUUAUGUUACAUUUAAGAUGACGUCAUCGAACAAGGACUGACAAUGUUGUCAAUGCCUAUUUUCUUUCUUAUAAUUUACCAGAAUGUUAUGUGUCAAUAAUUCUGACGACAGCUGAAAAUAACGAAAUGAAAAUGUUUAUGCAAGUCAUGCAACGUUGCGCGCCUUUGCCAACCAAAAACAUCUGAAAUUCCCCUACUUCAAAUGCGUGAAAAAGUACUUUUAGUUUUGUUAGGUUGGCAGCAGAAAUUUACUAAAUGUGUCGUCAUCCUAAAUAUAACGUAAAAAUCCUAUAGUCCGAGAUUCCUGCUAAGAUUACCACUUUUCAAUAACUUUCCAUCCAUCCCAUUUUUGCGGCAAAUUCUGCAUUACACAUUGUACAUAGAGUUUAUUUUUCAUUUUAAAAAAGAUAAAAUUCAUGCCGGAGAGUUAAACGAUAAUUGGAAUAAUUUAAUUUGUGGCUCAAGUCCCGUGCCACACAAGUUGUCAAACUAAUUAGUUGUCCUGUCGACUUUUCAGAUUGUUCUAAAUUGAAUUUGACGCUUGGCAGACUCUAUUGUGACAAGAAAUAAUAGAGAUGAAUUAUUGCAAAUGGCAUCUCAAGAACUUAUCUUAGGGAAACUUGUAUCCCAAUGUUCAUUUAUUUGAUCCAAAAUUACAAAAUAAUAAAUAAUUACAAUUCUGAUCCCAAAAUUGACAAUAAUAAACAAACUCUUUCACGUGAAUGUUAUUUAAAAACGAUUCCCUUCGUUGAUAGUCUCUGGGAAAAAAAGUAACUUAUUUCACGCCGAUACUUUUUCAACGAAAUUUUCUAGUGGAUUAUCUUCUUUAAAGACUUGAUAUAUACCUCGAAAAAGCUUCGAUGUUGUUACGUGUUUCUCUUUUCCGCGUUUAGACUGGUAAUUGGAGGAAGGCUUAUGAAUAGUUUUUUUUUGGUUUAGUUCACUGACAACAAGACAAUAAUUUUUACAAAAAGUAUCUUAGUGUGCCAGCAAUUUUUUGAGAAAAGAGAAAUAAAAUUAUCUGGAUGGUUUCUUUCAAGUUUUCAGUUUACAGUUUUUGUAUAGGUCAGAUGACACACAUAUAGAUUCAGUUUUAUGUACCUUCUAAAUAAAAAAAUAUUUGGUUAAUAUUAUGCCCUGGAUACUUCUGCGUAAGUCGAAGAUAUAAUGGCCGCGCUGUUUGUAGGGCUGUCUUAUGAGAAUGCUUCCUGUGAAUAAAUGAAAAAAUUAACAUUUAUCGUAUAUAAAUUGACUCACAAUUGUCCAAAACUGAACAAAAAUAGGUUUCUAGAUUCACAUUUUUUAUAAGUUGAGGAAAUUUUGCAUACUCUGGCAACUCCUGCUGGAAAAUUCAGAAUAAUUUAAAUGAUGAUCCCUCAUCCCGAAAUAUGAAGUCUCAGCAUCUUAAGACUUGAAAUAAAGGAUAUACAACCUGAUUUACGUAGCCCGUGCAUUAGAAGUUUUCCUGUUUUCAGGUGGAUAGCAGAAAUAGCAUCUUAUCCACCUGCAAGCUAAUGCACGUGCUACGUAAAUCACCCUGUAUACAAUGUGCUGCUUUCUAGUCGACACAGCAGAGAGUUCAUGACUUCUUAUUGACCAACUCACGUUUAUUUUGGUACCAGGACUUUCAAAAAUAGAGCGGAAUUCUCUAGAAUGGAACUGGUAGAAGAAUAGUUCAAGAGAUGCGACCAUUGUGUUUGAUGUAAGAUAGGCACCAUAAUUUCUGUCUACAUAUAGACAUAAUUUAGAGUAAAGAGGAAUGAGUUAGUACUUUCCUGGUUCAAUUUUAGAGAGAAUUGCAUCAGAUAUCGCUGUUCCUUCCCCCAUACUAUAACCGUCAGUAAAUAAGUGGCCAGAAGAAAUUUCAAUCCCCAAUCCAAGUACUUAGAUACGACCUGCGGAUUAACACCAGCGAUACUCGGUUAGACUCGUACCUACCUCUCUUCUUUUGGCUAAUAUUAGAAGCUCUUGGCAUAAAUCCACUGACUAUACGAACAACGCUGUUGACUGAAAGAGAAGCAAACAUUUUCGUAGAUCUGAUUCUAGAUUGACCUCACCUUGUGGCAUAGAGAACUUGAGCCGGCAAUGCCGCUCGAGAGUCAAGAUAGCACCCCUUGGCGCAGGGCCCAGCAGUAGUUGAUAUCAAGUAAGCGUACCACAGGCUGCUACAUGGUGACAGCGGUUAUUUUUUUCGUGUUUCGGGCGAAAAGUACCGGUAAAAAUGGUAAAUUUUCAUCCCACUGGGUAUAGUGCGGGUUUUUAGUGUGAAAACGGAGAAGAUUUUAGCGGCCUGCAAAACGCAGAACCUAGCCAGGUGUUUGUAUUUCGGGUGCCAGAUCCACUACAACAUCGGUAGACUGUAAAAUAUUUAUUUAUUUUUUCUUUUAAAGAAGGUAUACUACUUUUUGGACUGUUUCGUCUUCUUUUCACAUUUUUCAAUCAUGGCUAGUGAUCAGGAAAAUGCUAUUAGAUUGAGUGCGGAUUAAUUUAAUCAGCAACAAGACCUAAUAAAUCAGUUAUAAAGAUUGCAGCAGCAGCAAUUACUAAAUGCAGGAAACACUGCACUUCAGCACCGGUGAUUAUGUAUCAGGCCACAAUUCCUCCUCCAUCUCACUUUUCUUUUCAAGCUGAGGACUGGGAAGACUGGAAAAAAUCAUUUAAUAGAUACAAAUAACAGUACUUAGUAAUCAUUCAUCAGAACAGCGAGUUGACUAUCUGAUCAGUUUGUUAGGCACAAAAGCUGAGAAAAUUUUAAAAUCAUUUCAUUUAACACAACAAGCAGAUUUCAACACUGUAAAAUUUGAAAGUAAUGUUAUCCAAAAAAAAAAUCUUGUAUACGAGAGGGUGAAAUUUUUGCAAAGUUCACAGAACCCAGACGAGCCUUAUGACUCUUGUAUUGCAGAUCUCACCUCUAUGGCCCAAAAUUGUGAAUGGGGUAAUUUAGAGAAAGAAAUGGUUAAAUUAAGAAUAAUAGCAGGGUUAGCGGAUAAAUUAUCAGUACAGCUACAAGCAGGCACACAUGACACCCUAGAUUCUAGUUUUCUUUGAGAAAACUCUAUGAAUUUUUUGAUUCCACCCCAGGUUCUUGAGAUCUUGAGUUGAUGAUUUGCAAACUUCUCAAUUUUUCUGAGAAAAUUCUUUUGAUUCUUAAAAUAUUCCAGAUCCUAUCAGGUUCUUAGGACCCUUAGAUGAAGAAUAUUUCUUUUGCAAAUAUUCAGUAGACACCGGAACGAUCAAGCAUCAUUGCUGGACUUGUUUUUGGUUAGUGAUUCCAAACAGCCCCUGGGAAAAAGCGACCAUGUAAUAAUAAGCGACAACGAUAUAGGCAAGGUUAUAAGACUGAUGGGCUGCAUACAGGCUAACACUAAAUUCCUUCCAGGAUAAGCGAAAAUGUCCAACUCCAUAAGACCGAUCUAUGACUCUUCCAAGCAAUAUACUGCAUUUUCCACUCCUGAUGGUGCCCUUUAUCACUUCACAGUGAUGCCUUUUGGCUUGAAAAACGCUACUGGAACGUUUCAGCGCUUAAUGACUAAUAAAGUUCUCUGUGGGUUGCUCAAUGUAUUUUGCAAAGUUUAUCUCGAUGAUAUAAUUAUAUACUCCUCUGACAUAAAAAGUCAUCAUAAUCACCUACAAUUAGUCUUCGAAAGGCUAGUUAAACUCUUACGAAAAAACAACGAAUUUAUGUGGGCAGAGCCGCAACAAUGAGCUUUUGAAAGUAUAAAAAAAGCUCUUACGACAGCUCCAAUUUUAGCACAUUUUGCUCCAGGACGUCCAACAAGAGUCAUAGCGGACGCCAGUUCAUAUGGAUUGGGAGCAGUCCUGGAACAAAUGGAUAAAGAUGUCUGGAAACCUAUCGGCUACGCAUUCAGGACAAUGUCCGACACAGAGAAACGAUGUGCGCAGAUAAAGCGAGAAACAUUGUCUUUGACUUGGGUCUGCGAAAAAUUCGCUCAAUACCUUCUUGGUCAAACAUUAAUGCUCCUGACUAACCACAAACCCCUAGUGGAACUUCUAGGAAGCAAACAAUCAGCUGAUCUAUCAGCUAGAAUCCAAAGAUUGCGAAUGAGAUUGAUGCGAUUUUCGUAUGACGUACAGUAUAUUCCUGGCAGAAACAUGAUAAUGCCUGACGUAUUAUCCAGAGCUCCACUAAAAUCCAGUGAUCAUGAAGCAGAUAUUUUAUUCGUCAACGAACUCAUAGAAAAAGUGGAAGAUUUUGCAAAUCAUAUUCGUGAAUCAAUGCCUAUCAAGGGCAUGCGCAUAAAAAGUAUCUUGGAAUGUCAGAAGAAUGAUGUCUAAACCAAGAGAAUAAUAACUUAUAUACAAAAUGGUUGGCCACACAUUAAGGAUUUACCAACCGAAGAUAAAAUGUUCUACCAAUAUCAAGGAGAUAUGGUUAUAUUGGAUAGCUUAGUAACCACCAACAACAGGGUAUUCAUCCCGACAUUACGCAGGGAAAUUUUGGACAAAAUACACGAGGGUUAUUUGGGCAUGACGAAAUGUUUAAGCCUAGCCAAUGAAAUGGUGUGGUGGCCCAAAAUCUCAAACCAAAUAAAAGAAAUUGUAACCAAUUGCUUAACAUGCAUUCAAUAUAGGAAUACAGCAAUUGAACCAAUGAUUCCUUCCCCUAUGCCAGAUUAUCCCUGGCAGAUCGUCGGAGUUGAUGUAAAUCAGAUAAUGGGCCUCGUUUUUCUAGCCAUAUAUUCAAACAUUUUGCUCAGACAUAUGGAUUCACCCACAUCACAAGCAGUCCUAUGUAACCUCAAUCAAAUGGGCAGGCGGAAUCCGCUGUAAACAUAACCUAGAAUAUAAUUCUAAAAUGCAAAGUCCCAAACUUAGGGCUGUUAAGUUAUAGAACAGCAAAACUAGGGAGUGGAUUUUCACCAGCAGAACUGAUCAUGGGAAAGAGAACCUAGGAAUUCAAUUCCAUCUAACAGAGACAUAUUUAUCCCUAAGAGGAACUACAUAAACGACAAGGAAGUCAGAAGCAACGAAAAAGAAGUUCAAACAAACAUUGAAUUUUAAUAAGCAACAUAGAGCAGCAAGAUCAAAUUCUACCUUGAAAAAUAACGAUAGUGUUUGGAUACCCGAUACGAAAAUGUUUGGGAAAGUAAUGGAUGUUGGACCUGAAUCUAGAACAUACAUUAUCGCCGCAGAAAAUAACGUCAUCAGGCGAAACAGAAGCCAAUAAAUUAUAGAAGUAACCUCAGAAGCGAUGAUAAGACUAGAGCAAGGGACAGAUACUCGACUAGAGAUAUCCAAUUGGGUACUCCCCGAAAGUUGCAAUGUUGAGUCAAGCUCAGAAUCAUAGGGUAACGAUGGAGAGGAUGAUACAAACACAGAGUACGGUUCAACCGCAUUACAAAGCUGUGGACUAGAAUUUGAAGGCAAUAGCUCCGAAAGUGACAACGACUCCAAUCACUCCAUAAUAUCUGAGCCAGGAUCCGAGGAGAAGACCGAAGUCUAUAACUCCACUCACCAGAGAUACACCACCAGAUCAGGAAGACUAGUCAAGCCGGCACGUCGUUGCACCUGCAAUGGAAUGUGUGUUGAAGAUUAGUUAAAACAAAAGUGAGAAUGAACAUUGUACAGGGUACUGCAAUUUGGAGUGUUUCAACAGGAAAAACGUACUUCCAGACCAGAUAGAGGAAAAUUGACUUAGAUGUCAUGGGAUCGAUUUUCGAGAAACGUCGAUUGUCAAAAACCGUAUCGCGAUAUCUUCAAUGGUACCAUUAAUACUGGGCGAUUUUUGAUUUUCUCCUAUUAUGAAAAAUGGCUAUAAGUUUUUUAUUUAUCAAUUUUUUUCAUUUCUGUAAAAACAUUAUGGAGACACUUUUUUGAGCACAAUCCAGUGGCGGGCUCUAUUUUUUCCGAUAUCGCUCCGAUUCCGGAAUAUCGACCAAAUUCCGAUAUUUUCAAAUGAAACUCCCUAUAUAUCCACUCAUUGGAUAGCUCUGUUUUUGCUGAUUUUAAUGAUAUAAAGUUCGAUGGGUUUAUCUCUAAUAGUUUUCGAGAAAAAAAAUUAUAUUUGUUUUUGUCGUAAGGACCAAUGUGUUAGAAAAGGAUUUUAUAUGUGUAAGGAAAGUGAGAAAGGUCUCUUUCUAACACAUUGUUUCUUAUGACUGAAAUAGAUAUUUUUUUUUCUGGAAAACUGUUAGAGAUAAACCUAUCGAACUUUAUAUCAUUGAAAUCAGCAAAAACAGAGCUAUCCAAUGAGCUAUUAAUAUAAAGGAUGUUUCAUUUGAAAAUAUCGGAAUUUGGUCGAUAUCUCGAAAUCGGAGCGAUAUAGAAAAAAACCGAGUCCGCCACUGGAUUGUGCUCAAAAAAGUGUCUCCAUAAUGUUUUAACAGAAAUGAAAAAAAUUGAUAAAUAAAAAACUUAUAGCCAUUUUUCAUAAUAGGGGAAAAUUGAAAAUCGCCCUGUAAUAAUGGUACCAUUGAAGAUAUCGCGAUACGGUUUUUGACAAUCGACGUUUCUCGAAAAUCGAUCCCAUGACAUCUAAGUCAAUUUUCCUCUAUCUGGUCUGGAAGUGUGUUUUUCCUGUUAAAACAGUCCAAAUUGCAGCACCCUGUACAGUGUAUAUAGUGAAUUAGUGUGUAGUUUUAUCCAUAACACCCAGGGUAAAUAGGAUAAACAAUGGUUUAAGACUAGUCGCGUUGAAUUCGACUCGAGUGCUAAGUUGAAAAGACACUCACUUGGUGAAAAGGGAGGAUGUGGGAUAGGGUACUUGAGCCGACAACGCCGCUCGAGAGUCGGUAUAGCAGCCCUCGGUACAGAGCCCAGCAUUUGAUAACAGGUAAGCGUACCACAGGCUGCUACACACUUCACUAGCUAUAAGAUGAAAUAGUACUUCCAAUUUACAUCCGUCAGGAGAGACCCUGAGUAGUUAUAGUUCAGGAUUUCUUCAGGAACAGACUAGGUCAGAGCAGUGACAGGGUCAAGAUGCGGUGUGACAUUGAUAUAGUUUUGUGAACAAAUAAUCCUAGUGCUGAUGGUACCUAUGAAGUUUUGUGAUAGUGCUAUAUGAUCUGUGUUACUGUUUGGAAUAAAGUGUAUUUAAGUUCGGAAGAGUAUCCUCAUUUUUCUGCAAGCUCGCCUACGUAAUACAGUGAUAAAUAACUUUUGGCAACGUUUUACUUACCAGUAGACAUUGGACAAUAUUUAAAAAAAGUUGCUUUUAUAGGUUUUCCAACUUAUUCUCAUCUUUCCAAAAUAAAAACGCCAUUGAAUUCAACUGUGAAUUUCCAAAAGAAAAUAAUGAUUAUGAUAUGGAUAAUGUAGACGUGAGCCGUAAUUCACGAUAUUUCAGACUCUUGAAAUUAUUCAAAGUUUUCGAAAAAAGUCAACCAUGAACGCUGAAAUCUGAAAAGUUGAGCUACCAGAUUUGCAUAAAAGCUUCACUCUAGAAAAUUGGUUCUUUAUUAACCGUGCCAUGACCAAUUUAAUUGGGACAUGUUGGAAAUUUCUCAUGUAGAUCCGAAUACUAAAGAAACAGCGUGAGCAUGUUAUCUUGGACUUUUAUAAAGCUAUCCAGUUUCCAGUUCCUUUAUAGAAUGUUUGGAUUCUUUUAUGAAUGAUUUAGCUAGAAUCAGAAUUUGAAAUCCAAUCCAUUUAAAUCUCAAAAAAUCUCAAAUUUUAUUGCAUAGGUAGUCAAUAUUUAUAUUUAAUCCACAAAAAAUUAUUUCUAAGCCUCUAAAAAUUACCAAAAAUAAAGAUAUUUGAAGUAGACUGGUUUUAGAAUAGUAGAUACCUACCUUGAAAAUGCUUUAGUACCUUAUAGGCAGUAUAUUUAGUGAUAUUUUAGAUACUCAUCGCUUGCUCAACUUAGGCUAUAAAUGUACCCGGUUUCCUAAUUAUUAUUAGCUAAAAGGUAUGUCAAUUAAAAGAAAUUUUCUACAUAUUAGUCGUAACGUUUAUUAGCGUAAUUUAAAAAACUGUUUAGUGGGAAUGAGAAAUUUUAAUCUAGACUGAACAGUUUAGAAAUGCUUUCCAUUAAAAACUCCACUGAGUUGUCGAGAUUUGUUUUCUAUGAGAUAAAACUGUGAUAGACUAGCACAAUACAUAUUACGAAAUGUAAUCAUCAAAAACUUAUGAAAAAAAAAAUAAAGAAUACAUUGAUUUUAAAAAAUAUCUAGCUUUAAGGAAAAUGUAUCAAAAAAGUUUGGCUACUUUAAAAUUGAAACGAACAUAUUGAAAAAAAUAUAUCAAAAGAAUAAUUUAGACCUAAAAAAAUUAACAAUCAUCAAAAUAUUAUUAUCAAAAAUAUACGGUGUGGUCCAUUACAACACAAUCCUAUUCAUUGAGGUUUACAUCAUUUAUAAUUAUUUUAGAAAUAAAAAAUAUCGUAAUUAUUAAUUGUAGGUAUGUGAAAAUAUAUGUUAAAAAAUCAUUGUUUUUCUGACAUGUUUUUAAUUAAUCUUCUCUAUCCUAAUUAGCCAUUGCUACAAAUAGUCUAUAGAAUACCAAAAACAAGAUGUCUAUUAUAUACAAUAAUUGUUAUACACAUUUAAACUGUAUAAAUGUUUAUUAGAGCCAGAAUUUGUAUUGAGAAUAAUUUGAAGCUGUUAUGGACAGUACAGAUUUUAGUAACUAAUUCAAAUUUAAGCUCAACUUUAAGAAAAAACAAAUUAAUUAGGACAAUAAUAUAAUAGAGUGACAAUAAUUUACAAAAAAAAGGAGAACCCAUUCUCUUGAAACUAGGUCUUAUAUGUAAUUUUUGUAGAGUGAUUUCAAAGUUAUAUUGAAAAAUUUAGUUAUUAUUAUGAGAGCUUAUUUUAAGACAACAAAAUCAUGAUAAAUGGCUCUUUCUGAGGUGAAAUAAGGCAAAUUUCUCAAAAGAUCUUAUCUACACUACAAAAGAAAAGAUUGAAAAAUAAAUUCGUUUUUUAGAAAUUUAAAUGAAGAUAAUAUGUGUAAUGUACGUAUUUCUAUUUCUGAUUUGGGCAGGGCUUUGAUAGAAACCAUGUUCGCACUACAAACAUCAUUUAUAGCGGCUUGGUUGGCAAUUAAAUCCCGGGGAUUAAGAUCUCAAAUUUUUAUUGGUGGAAAGAAGUCUGGAAAAUGGCGACUUAUUUGAAUUUGUUCGUUAGUUAUCAAUGAAAAGUUAAAUCCUCUCCACAACAAGCAUACAUUUUCAAUUUCAAUUAAAUUCAAACUUAAGAAUGAAUAUCUAGAAUCGAUAAACUCCGUUUGCGUCUGAUCUCAAGAUCCUCUAUUAAAGCCCAACUCCCAACCCUGCCGCAGACAUUAACAAUAUUCUAAUCCCUUAUUUUGCUUGCUUUUAUGCCCCAAUUAAAGUUUAUGGCAAACGAUACAACAGCAAGCAAGAGAUAAUUUCAAAUUUUACGCUUUUGAAAUCCCCAUUUAGGAAGAACACUUGCUUUAUUAUUCAUAAAAUUAUUUAAUCCAGUAAAAAGUUCAAACAUUCUCUGAUUUGCCUAUAUAAAGACUACUUAUAAUAAGCCCUUAUCAAGAUUUUGAUUUGUUUCAAGCUCGUCUUAAAAUUGUAAAUCACGCCAUCAAACAUGUAGGUAUCUUGAAUUUUUAAGUCGAAGAUUAGACAUAGUAUCUAUUGAAGGUCAGCUUGUCCUAGCAAGAGUACCAGGGAAGGUGUAGAUAUUUGCAAAUUUCUGCUAUAUCUGGAACAAAAAUUUCCAAACUUCUUUAGCAACUUCUAUUCCCGGUACAUCGGGAAGGAAUGGACAAUUUAGAUCAGUCAUUCUCUCUAACCUCUCCCCUAAAACUUUUUGCAUGAUAAACCGACUUUUGUGUAUUUUAGCUGCAAAUUUGAUGGAUUGGUUUGACUAAUUGGCCUACGAAGUUAGCAACGCAUAACUAUGUGUAUUAUCCGUUCACAAUCCGAUGUCCACAGGUAGGUACAGGUAAAAUCACCUUUCAAUGCUAUUUGAUAGGGAAAGGUGAUAAAUUUACCUGCACCUGUGGACAUCGGAUUGGGAACAGGAUAUAAAUAAACAAAUUAUUACCUAUACUAAUACAAAUUAUUAAAUUUCAUUGCUCAAAUGAUUCAAAAACUUAAGUUAUUUAAUUUAGUACUUAGUUUUUAAAAGGAAACUACCUCCAUUACUGUUUAAAAAACCGUUAAUUUAUUCAUAAUUAUCUAAUCUAUAGAUUUGCAUUUGGAGUAAAAAAACCUUUUAGGCUGGUGUUUUAAAAUCAAAAAAACGACAAUAAAAUAAUAACGACAAUAAAAUACCUAGAAAAACCCUUAUCGAAUAAUCCAAUCCAUUUAUGUUAGGUAGUUUUUCGCCUCAUGUCUCAAUUUUGAAACCAGUAUAAUAUUUGUGAUGUUCUUUGUAAACUUUUUUAAUGAUAAAAGUGUACCUAACAAUAAUAUUCAAACUUUUACAGAGUGUAUUAAGCUUUACACUUACAAAAAAUUUACUGUUAGAGUCGCUUUGACAAUAAUUUUUACGCUCUCUUUUUAUAUAGUUUAUAUUAGAGGAUUUAUGGAAAGACAAUAAAAUUAUUCAAAA
Messenger RNA from Ceutorhynchus assimilis (cabbage seed weevil), 12270 nucleotides. NCBI's taxonomy places the organism in Eukaryota, Metazoa, Arthropoda, Insecta, Coleoptera, Curculionidae. The record is from the annotation of a GenBank genome assembly.